CAAACGCGGACGAGGGAGCACUGCAACUGCAAGCGCCCCAUAGGCCGCAGCGCUAUCGCGACGUCGCCACCGCCCACCGGCCACCACCACAAGGCACACGGGGACGGGCGCCCGCUCCACUACCACUACCUCCCGUCAGUCAGAUCCCAAUCAAAAGAGGAGCAUCGCAGAGCUGUACGUAUCACGCAGGAGGUAGCGUUCCACUCGCUUCGCGGUGGCCAUGGUCUCGUCUCCUUCCCCUCCCUUGCCCACCGGUGCCUCCGAGCCGAAGCAGCAGCGAGGCGGCACCAAGGCGGCGCCGGAGAAGGCCGACAAGAAGUACGCGCACGUCCCAACACCGCUCCACCACGGUCACGGCGGCGCCAGCAACAAGACAACACCCCGCGGGGCCAAGGACGCCGCCGGACCGGCGGCGUACGUCGCGGCGGUGUCCUUCUCCGACUGCCGCUUCAAGCAGCGCGCCCUCGCGCCGGCGUCGCCCGGCGCCGUCAUCCGCUCGCUGUUCGUCUCCCUCACCCGCCGCUCCACCCCGCGCUCGUCGCCGUCGGCCACGCCGGCCUCGGCAGGCGCCGACGCGGGGGACGGCGAGCAGUGGCGCCUCGCCGCGGCCGACCUCUCCCGCAGGCUCGCCGCGGCCACGCGCACGCGGGACGAGGCGCUGGAGGAGACCACGCGCCUGAAGCACUCCCUCGCCGAGCUGGAGCACAAGCUCGCGCGCCUCGAGGCGCGCGUGCUCCCGACCCCCGCGGCCGCCUUCCCCGUCGACUCCUUCCUCCGCGCCGUCUCGACCGCCCGCGCCGCCGUGCGGAACCUCGCGCGCGCGCUGUCCGCCCACCUCCGCAGCCCCUCCAGCCCCGGCCCGAGCCUCGAGAGCUUCCUCAACCGCGCGUUCCACGCCGACUUCGAGCUGGACACCGACGCCGACGCCCACACCACGGACCCCGCGGGCCGGUGCCAGGCCAACCUCGCGGCGUACCACGCCGUCGCGGUGCUCACGUGGGAGGAGGUCCUCCUCCACGGCACCAAGCACUACAGCGAGGGGCUCAGCCGCUUCUGCGACGCCAAGAUGAGCGAGGUGGUGUCCUCGCUCGGCUGGGCGCGCGCGCGGCCGUGGCCUGAGCCGCUGCUGCAGGCCUUCUUCCUCGCCGCCAAGGGCGUGUGGGGCGUCCGCCUCCUGGCGCGCUCCGUCCACCCGCCGCUCCCCGUUGUGCGCGCCGAGCGAGGCGCGCGCUUCGACCCGCGGUUCAUGGAGGACGCCGCGGCCAGCCGGGCGGGGACGCUGGAACCGGCCAGCGUGAAGAUGAUGAUGGCGCCAGGGUUCCACGUCUACCUGGCCGGCGCGGGCGUGGUGAAAUGCAGGGUCGUCUGCUUCUACACCAGCAGUAACGCCCGCACAGACGGCCACAGAGAUGGCGGGAGCAGCGCCAACGGCAGCGUGGGGUUGGGGAGUAGCUGUAGUGACAUUAAUGGGAGUGCUACAGAUGUGGUUGAUAGCUGUAGAGCAGUGAAGUAGGGUAAAAUGUUGCCCUUGCACAGGUAGAAAGAACACGGGGAUUUUACUUGUUCGCUAAAAAAACAUGAUGAUCUGCGUUUAGGCAUUUACUGCUUCUGCUUGUGUGAAUAUGGGUGAAUUAUUAAUCACGAACAGUUUCUGUUAAUUUUUUAUUAUGUAAAGUUUGAGUACCACUUAACAGUUUCUUUGUUUG
Messenger RNA from Zea mays, 1706 nucleotides. RefSeq lists its product as uncharacterized. Lineage: Eukaryota; Viridiplantae; Streptophyta; Magnoliopsida; Poales; Poaceae. The coding region runs from base 221 to 1513 and encodes 430 amino acids. The record is from RefSeq and is marked validated. The transcript has 2 exons.